Lachancea mirantina is the source of this 1902-nucleotide messenger RNA. The record is from the annotation of a GenBank genome assembly. Lineage: Eukaryota; Fungi; Ascomycota; Saccharomycetes; Saccharomycetales; Saccharomycetaceae.
AUGGCAGAGGGCAUAAUAAUCGAUGACGAAACUGGCAUUUUACUGCUAGAUGAUCACUUCAAAGUUGGGUUAGGGGAACUCGUACGGUACAAAUUUAGUGUUAGUAAAAAGAUCCUAGAUUCUCAGAAUAUAAAUGUGACAGAAUUGUAUUUGAGUUUUAAAAAUAUGGAGAGUGGGCUAUUGCGACCCAUUUAUCUGACAGGCCCAUAUUCUUUUUACAUUGACAUACGGCCAUUUAACUAUAAUGAACUGAAGAAAUUCGAAGGAGAGGAUUUGCAGUUUUGUGAGGAUGUAAAGCCAUGGGAAGAAUACAGAGCAGUUUUACGAAUCAAUGAGAAUUCUCGUGUCGGAGAUUCUGAUGAGUACGUUUGGCUUAUCGAUGUUCUUUCCCAGCUUUCUGUUACUGCGUUGCCGACAUUGAGCUUCAGAUUGUGUAUUGGCACAAAAGCAUCACGAGAGAUGCCCAAUGGGCAAAAAGUGGUCAUGGCAGCGGGAAUCUCGUGCGCGAAAUGGGACACUCGAACGUUGUGGAACUUAGAUCCACCAUUUCCUGAACGUGAAAGCCAUCUUGUAUUUCUCACCCACGGCAUCUUCUCUAACGCAGGUUGCGAUAUGUUGUAUCUGAAGGAUAAAAUCGAAAUGGCUGCCGCGAGUCUCCCUGACAGCGAAAAUCCGAAUUUGUUAGUACGAGGGUUUAUGCAGAAUAUUGGCCGAUCGAGCAAAGGUGUUAGAACGCUAGGUACACGUCUUGCCAAAUACAUCAUCGAGACCGUGGAUGAGCUACGUUCGAGAUUCAAAAUUACCAAGAUAUCUUUCAUUGGUCAUUCAUUGGGCGGCCUUGUUCAAGCAAUGGCUGUGCACUACAUCGCCGUUAAGCGACCUGACAUUUUCGAUAAACAAACCGGUUUGGAACCUGUCAAUUUCAUUACUCUGGCCACGCCCUACCUCGGCGUCACGGGUGAGACGCCCAAAUUCAUAUCUUUGGCGCUAGAUAUUGGCGCUUUGGGUCAAACAGGCAUAGAUCUGGCGCUGCAGCGAACGUUUUUCCUGCACUCCGAUGGGUUAGUUGCGACAGAACAUAAGCCUUGUUUUAACACCAAAGGAAAGGCACUUCUGGAACUAAUUCCAAUGGAUCCUGCUUUGUCAAUUUUCAGCAGGUUCAAGAACCGUACAGCGUACGCUAAUGUAUUGCACGACGGUAUAGUACCACUACGUACUUCUGCCUUACUGUAUUUGGACUGGAGAGGCCUGGGAGAGGUUCGAGGAGCACGAACUAAGGAGCACGGUAAUGAUCCCGGAAGGUCAGACGCUGGUAGCAGUCGAAAAGAUAAGGCAGCUGGUGAAAUUCCUCAAGAGACCAUGGAUAAAAAAUCCGCUCUACAAUAUAUUCUCCCACAGGCGCUUAUCAAAAAGAACAAAUAUAAACGGUAUAAGCGGACCCAGAUUGUGAAAAGCAACUCAAAGCUGAACGCAAGCGAUGGUGCAACUGAAGAAAUGGAGACAGAAGAAGAUUUCACUCCUCCUCCAAAGGCGUCCGCAUUUGAAUCCGCGGCCAAUGUUCUAUUGGCUCCUCUACCAAGUCAAGAAUACUUGAAGGACCCAAGCAAGCGCCAAGACAAAAUAAUUCACGACAAAGUGUACACUCCUGAUGAGCUUCCUCCUGCUCAUUAUUCGAAAAGGCCUGUCAUAAAGAAACUAAUGUACCCUAAUGACCGCAUUCAUCGUGUUCAAGAGCGAAUUGCUCGAAAAUGGCAAGAAACGAUGACCUGGAGAAAAGUGCUGGUCACACUCCAGCCGGAUUCGCACAAUAACAUUGUAGUGCGUCGUAGAUUUGUCAAUUCAUUUGGCUGGGUUGUUGUUGAUCACCUGGCUCGUUCGCAUUUUGGUAAAUCAAGUUCAUGA